AUGCAGAUCAGCCAAGACUGUCAAGCUUUGGCGCAGCUGCUAACUCUCUUAACCCCACCAUCCAUCACACCACCCCGCUAUCGGUCUCGAAACCGUCAUCCUUCAUUUCGAGCUGUGCCUGUUUUUCGCGCUACAUAUACCUACACAUACAUACAAGACAAAAUGGCCGCAGUCAAUCAAGUCUAUAUCGCCAUUAUUGGCGCUGGUGGUGUCGGCAAAUGCUUCCUCUCGCAGUUGCAGACGCUUGCUGCUCGAAAACCAUCCCCCAAGCUGAGCCUCUGCUACAUCUCGACUAGCCGAAAAGCCCUCUACAACGUCGACUACUCUCCCGUCAGCCUGGACGGCGUUUCCGAAAACCUCGCUUCAUCUACCCAGGCCCCUCCUCCUUUGGCGCAAGUAAUUGACUAUCUGGCCGCCGCCCCAGCCAAAGUGGUCUUGGUCGACAACACCAGUUCCCAGGAUGUCGCUGAUGCCUACCCUCUGGCCUUGAGCCGAGGCCUCAGCAUCGUGACACCGAAUAAGAAGGCCUUUUCCGGCUCAUACAAGCUCUGGCAGGACAUCUUCACUGCCGCGGCAACAUCUGGUGCCAAGGUAUACCACGAGUCCUCGGUAGGCGCUGGUCUGCCAGUCAUCUCCACGCUGAAGGAUCUGGUCGAGACCGGAGACAAGGUCACCAAGAUCGAGGGCGUCUUCAGCGGAACUAUGUCGUUCCUCUUCAACUCUUUUGCGCCGACCGAGGGACAGGGCGGCAAGUGGUCCGAAGAGGUGAAGAAGGCAAAGGCCCUUGGCUAUACCGAGCCAGAUCCAAGAGAUGAUCUGAACGGCCUUGAUGUUGCGCGCAAGUUGACCAUUCUAGCCCGCCUAGCAGGUUUGCCCGUCGAAUCGCCGACAUCAUUCCCUACUCAGAGUCUAAUUCCCAAGGAACUCGAGUCUUGCGCGACCGGAGAGGAAUUCCUUCAACAGCUGCCCGCUUUUGAUCAGCAAAUGGAAGACAUCAAGGCUACUGCCGAGAAGGCUGGAAAAGUUGUCCGAUUUGUCGGAAGUAUCGAUGCGGCCACGCAGCAGGUCAAGGUUGGACUAGAGCAAUUCGAUCGUUCGCAUCCAAUUGCCUCCCUCAAAGGCAGCGACAACAUCAUCAGCUUCUAUACUGAGCGAUACGGCAGCAAUCCUCUGAUUAUCCAAGGCGCGGGAGCCGGUGGAGACGUGACGGCAAUGGGUGUGACGGGAGACCUUAUCAAGGUGCUUUCGCAAAUCGCUUAG
This is a messenger RNA of Trichoderma gamsii, 1260 nucleotides long. RefSeq names its product homoserine dehydrogenase. The transcript has 2 exons. Lineage: Eukaryota; Fungi; Ascomycota; Sordariomycetes; Hypocreales; Hypocreaceae. Gene Ontology annotation, biological process: aspartate family amino acid biosynthetic process; L-homoserine biosynthetic process. Gene Ontology annotation, molecular function: homoserine dehydrogenase activity; NADP binding; aspartate kinase activity. The record is from RefSeq and is a predicted model, not a curated record. The coding region runs from base 1 to 1260 and encodes 419 amino acids.